AUGCUCGACUGCGAGUAUGAUGAGUGGGAGCCAUCAGUUGGACUUAUACCCACCACUUACUUCCUCAUCUUUUUUUUGGGCAUCACUGGCAAUGGUCUGGUGCUGUGGGCCAGCCACCACCGCAGGGAACGUCAACGAGCGGCAGACACUUUCAUAGUCCAGCUGGCAAUUGCUGACCUGGCUUUUGUGGUGACCCUACCACUGUGGGCUGUCUACGUAUCCCUAGGAUAUCACUGGCCCUUUGGCAAAGUGGCCUGCAAAGUCAGCGGAUACAUGGUGCUUCUCAACAUGUACGCCAGCGCCUUCUGCUUAACAGGACUGAGUCUGGACCGGUACAUAGUUAUUGUGCUAUCCCCAGGACCAGGGCACUCACGGUCUCCACUCUCCAGCCCAAUGGCCAUUGCAAUUACUUGGGCAAGUGCAGGUCUGCUGGCUCUUCCUGCCAUUAUCUUCCGGAACACUGGACAAACAGAUGAGCUCUUUGACAACAGGACAUUGUGCUAUAUGGACUACUCGGCAGUUGACAGUAGUGGGCAAACUCACCUUUGGGAAGCUGGCUUGGGAUUUUCCUCAACGUUGUUGGCCUUUGUGGCGCCAUUUUGUGUCAUCCUCUUCUGCUAUGUGGGCAUUGGCCGCCGGGUUUCUGGCCACUUCCACCUGCCUCUAGUUGCAAGCAGGAAAAGGAGGCUGUUGGCCAUAAUGGUUGGGCUUGUGGUCACCUUUGGGGCAUGCUGGGCCCCAUUUCACCUGGUUAAGAGCAUCUACGUCCUGAUGAAUGCAGAGGUUUUACCACUGAGUUGCAGUCUGCAUGUCUUCCUCAAUAAUCUGCAUCCCUAUGCCACCUGCUUAGGGUAUGCCAACAGCUGCCUAAACCCCGUCCUGUAUGCUUUUCUGGAUCCCAGGUUCAGAGGACACUGUCGCCGGGUGUUGGGGUGUGGAGUUCUCCUGAGCGGUACAGAAGGAGAAAACCGAGCAGAAGGGCAAAAAAACUCAUGUUGGCAGCUCUUCUGGAGAUGGUGCAGAAGUGGGGGGUAA
This is a messenger RNA of Staurois parvus, 1035 nucleotides long. The record is from the annotation of a GenBank genome assembly. Lineage: Eukaryota; Metazoa; Chordata; Amphibia; Anura; Ranidae.